AUGUCCCUCUCCGCCGUGACCCGAGUGGUACUCGCAACGCUGCUUGUGUCAUGUUGCGCCAUGCGCAACGAGCAGGAGGAGAAAGAUUCAAGAAGCGUCGCUGCCAGUGAGCCCCCUACCGACAUUCUGACUCAUGAGGAGCACCUCCCCGGGGGGACUCUGACUAUGCAGUACUCCAACACCUUCCGCUAUCAAGACACACAACAAAAAAGGUCGGUGUUGGUUGCCAUUUAUGCCUGUGCGGCAGGUGUCGCGAGGGCCGAGCUCGCCGAGUGCAUCGCGAACAAGAAUCAGGAACACCUCGGUGCUAGUUUCCACGUCCUCAUCCAUGAGGGCUAUGCAGGUCCGGUCGUUGGUCACUCGAAAGGCUUUGCCCUUGGCUUUGCAAUGGCCAACUACAAGAAUGCCUCCUUCCUCCUAUGGGAAGAUUCGGCCUGA
Molecule: messenger RNA, 438 nt
Organism: Symbiodinium sp. CCMP2592
Lineage: Eukaryota; Dinophyceae; Suessiales; Symbiodiniaceae
Source: the annotation of a GenBank genome assembly